AUGGCCGAAUCCUCCAAUUCAGCUGCCUCCGGAGGUACUGGAGGCUCUGCCAAACCCAAGGCAGUUCCAAAACCGCAGAAUCCUGUCUUCCGAAUGAUGGGUCUGCCCCAUAUCAAUUUCAAAUUGCCCUCGCGGAACUGGAUGAUCUUUUGGACAAUUACCGGCUCCUUCACUGGAGCCAUAAUGUACGAUCGACGGGAGAAGCGUCUCGCGCAACAAAAAUGGUGCGAUCUCGUGGCCCAUAUCACGGAAGAGCCAUUGCCAGUCGAGCAGAUGCGCCGCAAGCUGACAAUCUAUCUUGCUGCACCGCCUGGCGACAGUCUGCGCGUGGCCCGGGAUCAUUUCAAGGAAUACAUCAAACCGAUCUUGACUGCUGCGUCUUUGGAUUAUACCAUUGUUGAAGGACGUCGAGAGGGGGAUGUACGAGCUAGUACGGCAGAGAUGAUCCGAAAAUUGAGACGGAAGGCUGGUGAGCCUAGCUCUGUUGCUGAGGAACCUAGCGUCGAGAGUGCAGUAUUGGAGACCCGGGAGCGCAUUGGUAUUCAAGAUGAGCCAGGUCCUAAGGGCGACAUGGUCAUUGGUCGCCAUGCAUGGAAGGAAUAUAUUCGAGGCCUACACGAGGGCUGGCUAGGACCUCUAGAUCCUCCAGUCGAAGUUUCGUUACCCGAGGUAGUUCCUGCGCCUGUUGAAGCUUCCACCCCCGAGAGUAUAGAUGAAGCAAUGAAAGACAUUGCAACUGGCGACAAGCCAUCUGAGACCCCGGUCAGCUCCGAAGAUGAAAAGAAGACCGACGAAAAAGAAAAAGAAAAAGAAAAGCCUACUGGCCCACCGAACGCAUACAUCUAUCCCGCCGAAUAUCCCUCCGCCUCCCUCCCUCCAACGCUACCCGUCUCCUUUGACAACUCUGUUCCCGUUGAAUUCCCUCACAUCCUCGGUUUCCUGAACACACCCAUCCGCAUCUACCGCUUCCUUAACCAGAGAUACGUCGCAGACAGCAUCGGCCGCGAAGUUGCCGGUCUUGUUCUGGCUGCCAACGAAAGAUCAUACCGCGACGAGUCCUUCAGUCUAGACUCUGAACUAAGCGGAGCAAGUAUCGAUUCAACUCCCUCUCCCAAUGACCUUGCCAAUGAGCUUUCCCGUGGAAAAUACGAGCAGCAGACUGUCUUGGAAAAUGAGGAGAAAGAAUGGCACAAGUCUGUGCACAAGGCUGACGACACAGGCCGUGAGCGCGUGUUGGUUGAUGAUAUGGUGCUAGACCCUCGCAUUGCUUCGCGCAUGAAGCUUGCUCUUCUCUCUCCUGAGGACGAGGCUCGCUCGCAGCGUAUCGCCAAGCAUGAGGAGUAUAUCCUGGGCAAGGAGCGGCCCGCAUCUGUACCGUUCUGGAAGCAGUUGUGGAUCAAGUACGGCAACGGCGAGGAUGAGGAGACCAUCCGACGCAAGCCGAUUUACGGUAACAUUGAUGGUGAAGAUGGUGUGUAG
Messenger RNA from Penicillium taxi, 1479 nucleotides. RefSeq names its product Tim22-complex subunit TIM54. The record is from RefSeq and is a predicted model, not a curated record. Lineage: Eukaryota; Fungi; Ascomycota; Eurotiomycetes; Eurotiales; Aspergillaceae. Bases 1 to 1479 code for a protein of 492 amino acids. The transcript has 2 exons.